AUGCACGAGAAAGAUGAAUAUUACUUUGAACGAUCACCAAAGCUUUUUGAUUCCAUUUUCAAACAUUAUGUUUCUGGACAUUUGCAUAGACCGUUGGAUGUAUGUGUUGAAGAGUUUAGAGCCGAGUUGAACUAUUGGAAUAUAUCAGAGAAUGCAAUAUCGCCGUGUUGUUGGCGACCAAAUUGUUGCGAACAAAGCAAAAAUGUUGAUGCUGACAACUGCGAACGGAAAGGUCUUGACUAUUUUCCGAUGGUAAUUCGUACGCCACGUCAACGAAUCUAUGAAAUUUUUGAGGGCGAUGGAAGUGUUAUUUCUAAUUUAUUCAUAUUUGCCAAUGCCGAUUGUGAAGAAAACACCUAUAAAACAGACAUUAAACCGAAGCAGCGGUAA
Enterobius vermicularis (human pinworm) is the source of this 390-nucleotide messenger RNA. The record is from the annotation of a GenBank genome assembly. NCBI's taxonomy places the organism in Eukaryota, Metazoa, Nematoda, Chromadorea, Rhabditida, Oxyuridae.